CUGUCCACAUUACAUUGAUUUGAAAUAAAUUUUUGAACAAGGAUGGAUUUGAAUUUUGACCAUGCAUUACAGAAGUCUUCUACAUACUGGGCCUCGAUAUCAAUGGACCUCCAACAUGGAAGAAAAAUGGCCCAUAAAUUGGGCCAGCGCACUCCACUUGUCACGUGCAAAUAUUUUUCCUUUUUUCACUUUUUCUCCUUCUUUUUGUUCCAUGUUCUGUGAACGUUUACAUGAAUCUUCUCCUUUUUUCGCCUCCAACGCUGCCACAAAAAAGACCAUUGCUGCCGCCAAACUUCUACUCAAUUAUGGCGGCUAAUACUCUUAAACCCUAACCCCCAAUCUCCAAUUUUCCCACGUUUAUUUUCCCUUACUUUCCCGAGAAAACACAAGAAAAAACAGUAAAAAGAAAAUUCCGAUGGCCACCGGACUCGCCCUCAGAUUCAGAUCCCGCCUCCUCCAUACCACCUCACUCCUCCACUCCCCCCUUCUCCACACGCGCCACCCUACCGCCGCCAAUCUCUCGCCGUCUCUCGCAGCUGCCUCCUUCAUCCGUGCCAUCGACUCACCUUCCGCCCUCCCCUUCGCUUUCUCUAUCCACCGGCGUCUCCUCUCCACGGCGGCUCGUCGCUCGGCAUCUCGACCAAAGAAAACGGUUGACAUCGGCGCGCGAGCCAGGCAGAUGCAGACACGGCGCCUGUGGACCUACGCCCUAACGUUCGGAUGCUUGGCGGGGUUCAUCGUGAUCGUUCUGAACAACUUCCAGGACCAGUUAGUGUUCUACGUUACUCCAUCGGAAGCUCUCGAAAAGUACGCUCAGAACCCUACGAAGACGAAGUUCCGAUUGGGAGGUUUGGUCCUGGAAGGCAGCGUCGUGCAGCCUGCAUCUUCUGCAGAGAUGGAAUUCGUGGUCUCCGAUCUGAUCACCGAUAUUCUUGUCCGGUACCAGGGUUCGCUUCCCGAUCUCUUCAGGGAAGGUCACUCUGUGGUGGUGGAAGGGUUCGUGAAGCCGUUCACCGAUGAGAUCAGGAAGCAGGUGUCCGCCAAGAGCGUUUCCGGAAAGGCAAGGAGCGGAGACUGCUAUUUUUCCGCCACGGAGGUUUUAGCAAAGCACGACGAGAAGUAUAUGCCUAAGGAGGUUGCGGCGGCUAUUGAGAAGAACAAGAAGAUCAUUGAGGAGGCUGCAGUGAAAGAAGCGGAAUCGGCGGCAGAGGCUGCAGUGGCAGCAAAGAGCUCUUAGGUGGAUGGUGAUAGGGCUGCUUUCUCUCUGCCUAAUUUUUGGUAACUUUUAAAUUUAAUUUCUUGGGAUUAAAUUGUGAACUGAAUUUAAUAUCCCAAAUGAUACUAUUUAUACUGUUAAGAUUUUUGGAGGGAUGAGAAUUGUUUAACCGUAGUCCAUAGGAUGAGGUUGAAUUUUUUAUUGUAAUAAUUAGGAUGAACUACUCAUUGGUAAAGAACAAAGUUUGGAUAUUGGAUUGGAAGAGUGAUCAAUUUUGAUUGUUA
Molecule: messenger RNA, 1500 nt
Organism: Arachis duranensis
Lineage: Eukaryota; Viridiplantae; Streptophyta; Magnoliopsida; Fabales; Fabaceae
Product: cytochrome c-type biogenesis protein CcmE homolog, mitochondrial
Exons: 1
Coding region: 416-1237 (273 amino acids)
Biological process (GO): cytochrome complex assembly; protein-heme linkage
Cellular component (GO): plasma membrane
Molecular function (GO): heme binding
Source: RefSeq, a predicted model, not a curated record